Colletotrichum karsti is the source of this 2283-nucleotide messenger RNA. Its product is annotated as C2H2 transcription factor. Gene Ontology annotation, biological process: regulation of transcription by RNA polymerase II; DNA-templated transcription. Gene Ontology annotation, molecular function: RNA polymerase II cis-regulatory region sequence-specific DNA binding; DNA-binding transcription factor activity, RNA polymerase II-specific; zinc ion binding. The coding region runs from base 1 to 2283 and encodes 760 amino acids. Gene Ontology annotation, cellular component: chromatin. The transcript has 3 exons. The record is from RefSeq and is a predicted model, not a curated record. Lineage: Eukaryota; Fungi; Ascomycota; Sordariomycetes; Glomerellales; Glomerellaceae.
AUGGCCCCCGAUCCUCGCAUGCCGGGGCCGGCCCGUGCCGCUGCCUGCAACCUUGACCUGCUCUCUGAUGCGGCUCUGGCCAGCGAGGUUAAUCCCAUGCAGCAACCGAUGAUGGCGGAUAUGGGCCGACCGCCUUCGGAUCAUGCGAGGAUCAAGUCUUACGAUGAGCAGAUGGGGUAUCCUGAACGCCCGCGAGAGGACCCGAAUGUGCUGGCGCCCGGAUUUGCGCCGCAGCCGCCAGUUGCUCCUUACGAUGACUAUCACAUUUUUCUGGACGACCUUGGAACAUCUUCUUACCUUCCACCACCAUUCGAAUCUGAUCAGCAGAUAGGCGGGCUGUGGCCGCGUGGCGACCUUCAUCAGCGCGGACCAUCAAAGCCAUCGUCGCAGUUCCCCUCACGCUUUCCCUCGGUGCAGCCGGAUGGCCGGGAGAUCAUGGAAGGAGGCCCACGAAGCCACGAGGAGUCUAUGAGAGCACCGCUUCGAAUAUCCGCUGCCGACCACACGGUCAUCAAGAACAGACUCGAGGAGUUCUCCUCUGUCAUCCCCAACGACUUUGUCUUCCCAUCCCGCCACACGCUCACUCGCUUCUUGGAGGGUUACAUUGGUGGUUUCCACGAAUAUCUUCCGUUCCUCCACAUUCCGACAUUGACGCCUGCGGAGAUGGCGCCGGAGCUUCUACUCGCCAUCUUGGCAGUUGGUGCACAGUAUCGGUUUGAGCACGGCAGAGGCCAUGCCUUGUGGUAUGCCGCUAAGGCUGUAGCUUUGGAGCAAAUUCGAAGACGACACAGUCACGAGGUGCACGCUCUGCUGCCAACCCCGGCUGCUUACAGUCCUCAUUCGACCCGACCAUCCCCAAGCUCCGGAUUCAGGCACACCUUCGCCUCGGCACAGCAAGACCGCCCAAUGACCCAAGACACCCAUCGUGAGCCGUUCUCUCCUAAUACCCCACAAGCCCGCCUGGAGACCACCCAGGCCGUUCUUUUGCUCUUCGCCGUCGGACUGUGGGGUGCAAAGGCAAUCCUCCACGAGGCUUUGUCACUUCAAAGUCAUCUUGCCAUGCUAGUCCGCGAGGAAGGCUUGGUUGCCGAAUCCAGUCCUGCUGUGGCAACGGAAUGGGAGACUUGGAUUCGAUUCGAAGGCGCAACUCGCACCAAACUAAUCGCCUACUGCUUCUUCAACCUGUGCAGCAUAGCUUACAGCAUGCCACCCCUCAUCCUGACUUCUGAACUCGGCCUUUACCUUCCGUAUCCUUCUCGAAUGUGGAGGGCAGAGUCGGCUUGGCAGUGGCAGGAAGUUCGACAAGCAUACCCGUCCGUCGAGAUUACCGUACACGAUGCCUUCGCUAGGCUUUUUGGACGAUCACAUCAAGGCCUCCCUCCACACAUGUCCUCUCUAGGCAACUACGUGUUGAUCCACGCUCUGCUUCAACAUGUUUACCUGCUGAAGCAAACCUCGCUUGCGCUCAGCUCGCCGUUCGAACCCCAAAGAGGUCUGAAGCCGGAGGACGUCGAGGAAGUGACACAGGCCUUGCGAGUAUGGCAGCUCAGCUUCGAACACCGACACCAAUUGCGGGCUGCCGAAUCCGGACACAUCGGUAACAGCGACUCAUUCCAAGGCGGGCCUGUUGCGUUCAACUCCACAGCCCUCCUACGUCUCGCGUACAUGCGUCUUUACACAGAAAUACCGCCGGGCAGGUCCCUCGAAACCCGAGAUCACAUGCUGGUGGCCUCGUCUCUCAGCAAUAUGCCCCUUUUGGUUCGGACACUGCGGCUGCACAGAGCAGUUUUCCAAGCAAUCCACGCCCUGUCGAUGCUGGUCAAAGCUGGAGUUAACUACGUAGCGAGAACGAAGUCGUUGGAAUGGAGUAUUCAGCAUUCCUUGUGUAAUUUCGAAUGCGCCAUACUGCUGUCAAAGUGGCUCCUUACCCUCGCAUCGAUCGGACCGAAUGACCCUCCCGCAACGGCCGAGGAGAAGAACCUGCUAGAGUCGGUCAGAAGAAUGCUGGACGAGACCGAAUUCGCCGUGCCCAUCGACCCGUCCCUGGGCGGACCUGCGGCUGGCCAGCCUGCGACUACAGAAGUCUCUGCAAACGACAGCACGCGUCUACGACAGCUUGCGGCUGCGGUCAUUCGUCUCUGGGCGGAGACGUUUAAGGGCUCGCACAUAUUCGAUAUGGUCCGGGUGAUGGGAAACAGCCUGGAUGGCUACGCCAAUUUGGUUGAGAAGCCGCGCGACAGGACACCGCUGGGAAGGAUCGUGCAUGAUCCCAAUCUUACGUAG